Molecule: messenger RNA, 3903 nt
Organism: Athalia rosae (coleseed sawfly)
Lineage: Eukaryota; Metazoa; Arthropoda; Insecta; Hymenoptera; Athaliidae
Exons: 3
Coding region: 165-515 (116 amino acids)
Source: RefSeq, a predicted model, not a curated record
ACCCAUUCGGUAAUAUGCGAUAAUACAUCGGACUUGAGUAAGCUACUUAUUUGGAGGAACAGCUAAGAUCAAAGCCGUCCUCGUCGUUUACAGUUUCGAAAAUAAUUCCGUUACGAAGUUGAUCGAACCAGUUUGACUAUUUUUACUCGAGGUCAUCGGUCAAGAUGCCUCAAUGGGCGGGUUCAAAGUUCACUAACCUUUCAAUAGGAAUAGCCGUGUCCCAUGAAUCAGGAAAUAGUAAAACGAAAGUGAACGAAUUGCACCGGAAGGGGAUGCAGUCCGUAGAGCAAGCCACAGACCGGCGGAUUCUGCAACGGUAUCAAGCACGGGAGGGUGUGUUUGCGGCGCCGGUCGCCAUAACUGAAAUCAAUACAGCCCUUAGCUGCUUUCUGCACCCUUGCCGGAGUGGAGCGCCGCCACGCUGCGACGAAAACGUUCAAGAACGACCUGCAGAGUCGAUCCAACGGCGUACCAACGAGAUUCACCGACGAUGUUCUAGGAAUGUUCGACCAUAAUUUCUGUAAACGUAGACAGCUACAGUCGAGGAUUCGAACGAAAGGCACGCUAACCUGUUGAGAGUCGCAGAGAUAGUAUGCCUCGAGGCUGGUAAUUGUGUGCACGUAUCUUAUCAAAUACCUGCGGAGGAAGACAAAUAGUACAUACAUGCAUCUCUGUACGUAUAGACCAGGUGCCUAUACCAAGCCUAAUUAUUCUCGGUACAACUUUCGAGAAUCGGGUGUACGAUGACGAAAAUAAUCUGUCGGAUAUCCGGAGAUAAGCGACGCAAACUUCAGCUGUUAAAUAAUCGACGUCGUAUAACGACCGGAUUAUACUUUACGGUCAACCGUCAAAAGUGUUUUUAAAAAUGAUAUUCGGUAAAACGCGGUCAGUUAUUUAAAUGAUCACGGAGAAAGUUCAAACCGCAAACUCUGGAGCGAGUGUAAUAUUAUGCAGUAAUUUAAGAAUACACGUUAUGCGGUGAAAAAAAUAAAAUAAAUAAAAAAAAAAUGGCUGCCCCUGAACCCUGCAAGCAACAAUAGGCGCUAGAUAUUACCGGGGAAAAUGUUACACGCCUAAGAACAAAUCCGUCAUUAAAGUCUCCUACGUUUCAUACCACGUAGGUCGAGGUCAAAAACUUUCACGGCCGCACAACCUUAUAUCGAAGAUACAUUAUUGAAAAAAAAUUAUCUGCACGAAGGAAAUGCUCCGCAUAUCUCGUCGAUUCGUAUAUUUAUUUUAUAGUGUCAUAUAAACUGCAAUGGUACAUCAUAAAUCGGCAAAAAAAACGUCGUCUCUAAAUCUCCAGGCGAAGAGAAAAUCUCCAUCUGCAAUUUAUUUGAAGAAUGUUGUAGAUUUGUAUUUUUGUCAUUUGGUUUUCUUAAAUAUCUGUUUUUUUUUCUUUGUCCACGGAAGCGUCUUUCACGAACGGAAGACCUCCGUAGUCCUCGAGCGUGGUUGUAACGUGAAAUUUCUUUAGCCGGUCGAUCGUGAGGUGGCACAAAAAUUCAUCGAGGUCGGGAGGGAUUGAGGUUAGCACAGCUUUGAAAAGAGUACAAUGACGUCAACGUACCGGUGUCCCACAGCAUGUACCAAUACCUUUUCCAUCCGUCGUAAAAUUCCUGAUGGACCACGACGCGUACAUAUGUUUGCUUGGAUUAUUCAUCUACCAUUAUCACAUGUACGUGACACUACGGUACAUCGUUCGUUAUUCCGAUUCUGCUGCACAGACACGACUUAUUGCCAUGGUCCACAUACGUCUCGCAGCAUCUUUAUUUUUUCAUAUCUAAUCUUCGUGGGAGCCGACAUGCCCUCUUUAAUCGGCACCGCGGUCUUAUCCCAUUUUCUUGGAAUCUAGCGCCGUAAAGAUGAAAAGGAGAUUCAACGACUAUAUGCUCGCGAUAUGUUCAUUCGUUCAAUCAUUUCUUAUCGGUUCCAGCUGAUGGGGUGGAAUCGAAUCGCAAAAAAUUUGGACUAUUUUUCUACAAAAUUUUUUCGGUAAUAGCACUUUUGAGUGAACGUGCGAUUGCGACAUGUCAAUUGGAGAACACCUGGAGAGUAGUGGAGCGAAUGAUGUUUUAUACCGUGUAUCCUGAUCAGGUAAUUGUUUAAUCAAGGUACUCGGCGACCGGUGAAUUUUUCCGCUGAAGUAAUGAAGAUGUAGAAAUAUUUAUUUAAAACCAAGUUUAGCACCGUUUAGAUACCCGUUCAUUUAUUUUUCUUCACGAAUUUUCAUCAGCUCAUCCCGAAUCCCCAUUACCCCUUUCGUAAACCUGUAACAAUAAAAACUGUCCGCUGUACACUCUACUUUCCAAUAAUUGCAAAGCGGAUAUUGUUACCAGGUUUAUGACCAACGCGUAAAACCCAGCGAUAAAUUAAUAUCAUAAGUAAUAUAGUUUCUAAUUUCUUCGAUACCUAUAACACACGGACACGUACACAAAACUAUCUAUUAUGCAUAGGUGAACGAUUUCAUCUGAUAUCGUGCCGAUUACUCUGUCUUCACUUUCUUCUUGUACACAUAAUUACAUUUUUACAAUUACACACAAUUAUUUUUACAAUCACAUGCAUACCUUAUAUUUAUGUAGAGGAAACCUUUCGAAUAGAGUAGAAAAUAUCAACGUGUAGCAGAUGGGUUUCUAGGCGUCGUCAUUGAUGUCUAUAGCUAACUGUAAAUAUGAAUAAAAUGUCACGUGCUGCAGUCUUUAAUUGUGUAAAUUCAUGCACAAAAUAAUUACACGGCUUUGUCCGGAUGAUCACGUUACAUGGAAAAUAUUGAAAUUGUUUCAUGGGCUCCGCUAAAAUUCGGGACCUCGAAAGUUGUUACGAUAUUUUCAAGAACUUUUUUUUCUCACGUGUUACAAUUACACCUUCAACCAAAUUUGAUCAAAACUCGUCAAUUCGUAUGCUCACGAAUUAUUUCAUUCGAAAAGUUGUCAAGCUGAUACAUGUGUAUACCGUACAGCAUUACGAAAAAAAAAAAAGAAAAAUGAAAAAAGACGGGAGAUAUUUUUAUCUUACCGUUGGCGGUGCACUUUCUCCAACGAAACCUGCUGUCCGAUGUUCGAAUGUGGGGGAGAGUACACUUGGAUAACCUUGAUUUUUUUGAAAAGCCGCAUGCGUAUCCUUUUCUUUUUUUAUUCCAGUGAAAGUACGUGAGCUGAUAUGGUCCGGUAGUUAUUUAUUCAUAAAUUAUUCAUCUAGACAUAUCGUACCGUUUAUUCGGCUAUCGGACUCACAAUUUAUUACUCUUCAUCAGCACGCACAAUCAGGUCAUCGAUCAGAUGAUCUGUUGCAUUUCAUACUUGUUUACUUCACUUCGGGAAUAGACUAAUUUUUGUGAGUUUUUUUUCCGAUGAAUGGUUUUGCAGUAUAAGUUAUUGCGAAUAUAAAAAUCACGCGGGGCAUCCGAUUCUCGAUAACGCGAAAUAUGGAUCUAUUACGAUAUUCCAAUUCUUGAAGGUAACGCAAUUUCUGGAUAGAAAUUAGUCACGAAUACGCGCGAAUACGCGCUCUGAUUUUGUUGAAGUUUGAGGGAUUCUUUCGAUACAUACGUCGUACCAUGUAUCCAUCAUAGGCAAUCGCUUUCUUCCGAUUAAUAUCCUUGUAGAUGACCUGCAAUAACGAGGAACAUGAAACGUGGUACGCGGAUAACAUACCGGCUCGCGAACCGACUCGUUAUCUCCCGCCGCGGCUUCGCGAAUUCGACAAGUCUCGCGAAUCGAUUAGGCGAAUACCGUGAGAUGAUAAAAAAGCGAUCCUCGUGUUCGCGAAGAUCGUUAUAAACGUUAUUUUAUUCAAACCGAUUGAUUUCAAAGACUUUGAAAUCCUCCCACAGGGAUUUUCCUCAGUAUCGCCAUCGGAUCGAAUUUUUUUUUUGCCGAUAGUUUGGAAAUAAAAUAUUUUAUA